AUGGUGGGCAGCAAAUUCAGAACUCCUGCUAACUCGCAUGUUGAAGAAGGGGUACGACUGUACUCAGAAGCAGGCCGAGAAGAAGGCGAUUUAGUCUUGGGGGUCCAGAAGCUCCUAGAGGAAAAAUUUGACCGCAGCCACGAAGAAAUCGCCAUUGUGAAGAAAUCCGUUACAAAUUAUUACUUAUUACCUGGUGUGACCCAUAUCAAAUCAUCCGUUUACCUCAUAUAUCUCUCCCUCGCUUCUUCAAAAUGCCGGUGUCCUUCUUUUUUUAUUUUAUUUUUUAUCCAUGGAUCUCAAAAACACAUUACGGACGUAAUCGCCACGGCCGAUUUGGAUGUAGUGGAGGUCUCCGCAGAGGAGGAGGAGGAUGAGCAGGCGGGCCCCUCCCACAGUAUAAUUGGUGCCACCAACCCACCUGAUGUGGGCAAUGAUGUGGAGGUGGCAGCGGAAGAGCCUGGACCCUCCGAAGGGCAGAAAACCAGCGCCCCAGCUCCUGCUGAGGAGGAUAUCCCGACCCCAGCUCCUGCCAAAGUGGAGGACUUAAUUACCACCCCACACCAGGAGGUAAUCAAGAAAAUUCCUAAUAAAAUCAUUAGCAUGAAAGAGAGGCAUCGCAAAACCAUCAAAGAAUUCCGAGCCCACAUUCGGAAGUCACAAGCGAUGCUGAAGGAGUUUAAUGAGAAAUACGCAGAGGACCUCCAAGAAUUAUCAGGCUUGCAGGAACAACAGCAAAAUUUGCCUUAA
Molecule: messenger RNA, 747 nt
Organism: Bufo gargarizans (Asiatic toad)
Lineage: Eukaryota; Metazoa; Chordata; Amphibia; Anura; Bufonidae
Exons: 4
Coding region: 1-747 (248 amino acids)
Source: RefSeq, a predicted model, not a curated record